AUGGCUACUCAGCACGCGACUUCUUCGUCAUCCCACCUUGCAGUAGUAGCCUGUGCCCGAGUUGAUUCAGGAUGGAGAAGCAGCAGCAGUCAGAAAUAUGGAAACAGGACCUGCAGUCAUGAAACCCAGGUUCAAGCAUCUUCAGAAAAGUCACACAUAGAACCACCUAAUGGCUGUGAGGACAUGGGAUUCCUGGAGCUCUGUGUGGAGAUGAGUAGAGAGAGGGAACGGACCCGCCCAGAAGUGGUGGAAGAGCCACAGAAGAACCUUUACCCUCUCACUCCUGAGCUGCUGGUAUGCCUUCUCCUUUCCCAAGGUGUCUGCUGGAGUUUUCCCAUCAUGCCCUGUGCCCUUAUCACCAUCCCAGCAUCCGAAAGAGGGAGAAAGAUUGAAUCCGCUCUGAACCUGGGGAGAACUCUGGACUCCGACUACGCUCCCCUCCAGCAGUUCUUCGUGGUGAUGGAGCACUGCCUGAAACACGGCCUGAAGGCUAAGAAAACCUUUCUUGGACAAAAUAAAUCCUUCUGGGGGCCUCUAGAAUUGGUAAAAAAGCUUGUUCCAGAAGCUGCAGAGAUAACAGCAAGUGUUAAAGAUCUUCCAGGACUUAAGACACCAGUAGGCAGAGGAAGAGCCUGGCUUCGUUUGGCAUUAAUGCAAAAGAAGCUCUCAGAAUAUAUGAAAGCUUUGAUCAAUAAGAAGGAACUUCUCAGUGAAUUCUACGAACCCAAUGCCCUCAUGAUGGAAGAAGAAGGAGCCAUAAUUGCUGGUCUCUUGGUGGGUCUGAAUGUCAUUGAUGCCAAUUUUUGCAUGAAAGGAGAAGACUUGGACUCUCAGUUUGGAGUUAUAGAUUUUUCAAUGUAUCUCAAGGAUGGGAACAGCAGUAAAGGUAGUGAAGGAGAUGGCCAGAUUACUGCAAUUCUGGAUCAGAAGAACUAUGUAGAAGAACUCAACAGACACCUAAAUGCUACGGUAAACAAUCUUCAGGCAAAAGUGGAUGCGUUAGAAAAAUCCAACACUAAACUGACAGAGGAGCUUGCAGUUGCAAACAACAGGAUUAUUACCUUACAAGAAGAAAUGGAACGAGUUAAAGAGGAAAGCUCCUACAUACUGGAAUCCAGUCGGAAGGGUCCUAAGCAGGACAGAACUGCAGAAGGGCAAGCACUGAGUGAAGCCAGAAAGCAUUUGAAGGAGGAGACACAAUUGCGACUGGAUGUGGAGAAGGAACUGGAGAUCCAGAUCAGCAUGAGACAGGAGAUGGAGUUGGCUAUGAAGAUGCUGGAGAAGGAUGUCUGCGAGAAGCAGGACGCCCUGGUGUCUCUGCGGCAGCAGCUGGAUGACCUCAGGGCUCUCAAGCAUGAACUUGCCUUCAAGCUGCAGAGUUCAGACUUAGGAGUAAAACAGAAAAGUGAACUAAACAGUCGUUUGGAAGAGAAGACUAAUCAGAUGGCUGCUACCAUCAAACAACUCAAGCAAAGAUUGCGCCAGGCUGAGCGGGGCCGCCAGUCGGCCGAGUCAGAAAACUGGCUCUUCAAGCAGGACUUCGGAGACAAGAUAAACAGUCUGCAGCUGCAAGUGGACCAGCUCACCAGGCAGCGGCACCAGCUUGAGUUAGAACUAAAACUGGAAAGAGAAAGAAGGUUACAGAACAACAGGAGCAUCCCAGGAAAGGGUCCUCAGAAGCCACAACCCAAAAUGGACGGGAAGCACAGAAUUCAAGAGGAAAAUGUUAAACCAAAAGAGGCCCUGGACGAAAGCCACAGGCUGCCGUCUCACCCUGUGGAUGAACAGAAUCAGCUGCUGCUCUCUGAGAAGCCACAGACGUGUCAGCUAUGCUGGGAAGACGGCAGCCGAACCAAGAAUGUGUGUAAGAACUGCAGAGGGAUCUUCUGUAAUGCCUGCUCAACAAACGAACUGCCUCUUCCUUCAAGUAUCAAGCCUGAGCGAAGAGAAAGAGGGAGAAAGAUUGAAUCCGCUCUGAACCUGGGGAGAACUCUGGACUCCGACUACGCUCCCCUCCAGCAGUUCUUCGUGGUGAUGGAGCACUGCCUGAAACACGGCCUGAAGGCUAAGAAAACCUUUCUUGGACAAAAUAAAUCCUUCUGGGGGCCUCUAGAAUUGGUAAAAAAGCUUGUUCCAGAAGCUGCAGAGAUAACAGCAAGUGUUAAAGAUCUUCCAGGACUUAAGACACCAGUAGGCAGAGGAAGAGCCUGGCUUCGUUUGGCAUUAAUGCAAAAGAAGCUCUCAGAAUAUAUGAAAGCUUUGAUCAAUAAGAAGGAACUUCUCAGUGAAUUCUACGAACCCAAUGCCCUCAUGAUGGAAGAAGAAGGAGCCAUAAUUGCUGGUCUCUUGGUGGGUCUGAAUGUCAUUGAUGCCAAUUUUUGCAUGAAAGGAGAAGACUUGGACUCUCAGUUUGGAGUUAUAGAUUUUUCAAUGUAUCUCAAGGAUGGGAACAGCAGUAAAGGUAGUGAAGGAGAUGGCCAGAUUACUGCAAUUCUGGAUCAGAAGAACUAUGUAGAAGAACUCAACAGACACCUAAAUGCUACGGUAAACAAUCUUCAGGCAAAAGUGGAUGCGUUAGAAAAAUCCAACACUAAACUGACAGAGGAGCUUGCAGUUGCAAACAACAGGAUUAUUACCUUACAAGAAGAAAUGGAACGAGUUAAAGAGGAAAGCUCCUACAUACUGGAAUCCAGUCGGAAGGGUCCUAAGCAGGACAGAACUGCAGAAGGGCAAGCACUGAGUGAAGCCAGAAAGCAUUUGAAGGAGGAGACACAAUUGCGACUGGAUGUGGAGAAGGAACUGGAGAUCCAGAUCAGCAUGAGACAGGAGAUGGAGUUGGCUAUGAAGAUGCUGGAGAAGGAUGUCUGCGAGAAGCAGGACGCCCUGGUGUCUCUGCGGCAGCAGCUGGAUGACCUCAGGGCUCUCAAGCAUGAACUUGCCUUCAAGCUGCAGAGUUCAGACUUAGGAGUAAAACAGAAAAGUGAACUAAACAGUCGUUUGGAAGAGAAGACUAAUCAGAUGGCUGCUACCAUCAAACAACUCAAGCAAAGAUUGCGCCAGGCUGAGCGGGGCCGCCAGUCGGCCGAGUCAGAAAACUGGCUCUUCAAGCAGGACUUCGGAGACAAGAUAAACAGUCUGCAGCUGCAAGUGGACCAGCUCACCAGGCAGCGGCACCAGCUUGAGUUAGAACUAAAACUGGAAAGAGAAAGAAGGUUACAGAACAACAGGAGCAUCCCAGGAAAGGGUCCUCAGAAGCCACAACCCAAAAUGGACGGGAAGCACAGAAUUCAAGAGGAAAAUGUUAAACCAAAAGAGGCCCUGGACGAAAGCCACAGGCUGCCGUCUCACCCUGUGGAUGAACAGAAUCAGCUGCUGCUCUCUGAGAAGCCACAGACGUGUCAGCUAUGCUGGGAAGACGGCAGCCGAACCAAGAAUGUGUGUAAGAACUGCAGAGGGAUCUUCUGUAAUGCCUGCUCAACAAACGAACUGCCUCUUCCUUCAAGUAUCAAGCCUGAGCGAGUCCUGCAAUCCCUGCCACGAGCAUCUGAUGAGACAGUAUUCCACCAGCCCAUCGUAAGACUGGAAGCCGAGACCUGGACCAGUGUCUCCACCCGUGUUAGAUGUCAGGAUCUCCUAGAGCCCAGAACUUAGAGUCAGCUCCAACAUUGAUAGGAAUGGUUUAAAUAAACCUGGUCCAGGGAGAAAAGGCAGUGGUUGGGGGUGCUGGAAGGUUUGCUCAGUUGCCCUAAUGACUGUAGGA
This is a messenger RNA of Enhydra lutris kenyoni (northern sea otter), 3760 nucleotides long. RefSeq lists its product as uncharacterized. Lineage: Eukaryota; Metazoa; Chordata; Mammalia; Carnivora; Mustelidae. Gene Ontology annotation, cellular component: cytoplasm. The record is from RefSeq and is a predicted model, not a curated record. Gene Ontology annotation, biological process: regulation of axonogenesis.